Molecule: messenger RNA, 2634 nt
Organism: Lepisosteus oculatus (spotted gar)
Lineage: Eukaryota; Metazoa; Chordata; Actinopteri; Semionotiformes; Lepisosteidae
Gene: plg
Product: plasminogen
Biological process (GO): proteolysis
Molecular function (GO): signaling receptor binding; serine-type endopeptidase activity
Source: RefSeq, a predicted model, not a curated record
CAAUAAAGGCUCAAAACAUGCUAGGGAUCCUGAAAGUGCUGCAUAUUAGUGCCAAAAUGGCAGUUCUCAAAAUAGCCCUUUUAAUAUGCACUCUCUUAUACUCAGGACUCCCAGCAUUCAGUGGACAACAGGUCAUGCAAGAAAGCAGAAUGAGUUUAGAUGAGUAUACUAAAACUGAAGGGGCUUGGAUAUUAUCCAUUAUUAAGAGACAGUACACAACUAACACAGCCAUUGAAUGUGCACAGAAAUGUGAAACUGAAUCCUCAUUUACUUGCAGGUCUUUUUGCUUUACUCAGAAAGACCAAAUCUGCAUAACGCUACCAGGAAAUGGAAAAACAGACACAGUGCUGCGAAGGAUGGACACAGUUUUGUAUGAAAAGAAAAAGUACUUGGUGGAGUGUAAGACUGGCAAUGGUGAAAGCUACAGAGGAACACAAUCUACAACAGUAUCAGGAAAGAAAUGCCAAAGAUGGGCAUCUACCUACCCACACAACCCUAAUGUCAAUCCAACCACACACCCAAAUGCUGAUCUGGAGUCAAACUUCUGUAGAAACCCUGAUGGAGAUUCUAAGGGUCCCUGGUGCUACACCACCGAUCUUGGUGUCAGAUGGGAACACUGUUCUAUCCAGGACUGUGAUGAGGAAUGUAUGCACUGCAGUGGGGAGGAUUACGAAGGAAAAACAUCCAUCACAGAGAGUGGCUAUGAGUGUCAGCGCUGGGAUUCACAAAAACCUAAUAGCCAUGGAUACCUUCCUCAAAUGCUUCCUGAUAAACACUUGGAUGAAAACUACUGCAGGAAUCCAGAUGGAGAGCCCAGACCUUGGUGCUUCACUACAAAUCCAGCCAAACGCUGGGAUUUCUGCUCUAUCCCACGCUGCAGCACCAAGCCUCCUUCAAUCACUCCGGAGCUCACCUGUGCCUCCGGUGAUGGUAGUGCUUACCGUGGAACCAUUGGUGUGACUGAGUCUGGAAAGGCAUGCCAGUCUUGGAGCUCUCAGCACCCACACAAGCAUUCCAGAACUCCAGAAAACUACCCUUGCAAGGGCCUUGAGUUAAACUACUGCAGAAAUCCUGACAGUGAGAGGAUGCCUUGGUGCUACACUACUGACCCCAAUACUCGAUGGGAAUACUGUAAAGUGCCAACUUGUGGUGAUGAGCCAAGCAUAAAUGAGCCUAUCAUCCCUCCUGCUAUUGACUGCUAUGAGGGAAAUGGGACCAGUUACCGAGGAGUCAUCUCAGAGACAGUUAGCGGGAGGAAGUGCCAAGCCUGGAGUUCCAUGGUUCCUCACAGUCAUAAGAAGACUCCUCAAAGCUUCCCAAAAGCCGAUCUGAAGAGAAAUUUCUGCAGGAACCCCGAUGGUGAUCGUGCACCAUGGUGCUAUACCACAGACCCCUCAGUGCGCUGGGAGUAUUGCCGAGUGGAGAAGUGUGUGGUGCAGGCCAGUUCUGAUGCUGUCACAUCAGCAGUCAAACCUCAAACCCCACCAGAACAAGAUGAAGUGAAAGAUUGCAUGAUUGGCAAUGGACAGGAUUAUAGAGGCCCAACAUCAAUCACUGCACUUGGAGUAACUUGCCAAGAAUGGAGCUCCAACACUCCCCAUCAGCAUGCCAGCUUCACACCCCAGACCCACCCUGAUAAAGGUCUGGAGUCAAAUAAAUGCAGAAAUCCUGAUGGUGAUGUGAAUGGACCUUGGUGCUACACUACAGAUCCUGCCAAAAAAUGGGACUAUUGUCAAAUUCCACUUUGUGAAAACCUGGAGUGUGGAAAACCUGCUAUAACACCCAAGAGGUGCUUUGGAAGAAUUGUUGGAGGCUGUGUGUCCAAACCUUACUCAUGGCCCUGGCAAAUUAGUCUUCGGACAAACUUUGGCUUACACUUCUGUGGAGGAACAUUGAUAAGGCCACAAUGGGUUCUGACAGCAGCUCAUUGUCUUGAGAGAUCAAAGAAACCCGCUGCUUACAAAGUAUAUCUAGGAAUCUACAGAGAACUAGCAACAGAAUUGUCAAAGCAAGAAAUAGAUGUGGAAAAACUCAUCUUAGGACCGCCUGGAAUUGAUAUUGCAUUGCUCAAACUAACCAGACCUGCUACAAUAAAUGAUAAAGUUCUGCCUGCUUGUUUGCCAGAGAAAGAUUACAUAGCCCCAAGUGGGACUGAAUGUUAUGUGACUGGAUGGGGUGAGACAAAAGGUACUGGAGGAGAAGGGUUGCUUAAAGAAACUGGUUUCCCAGUCAUUGAAAACAAAGUGUGCAAUCGUCCUGCAUAUCUAGGUGGAAGGGUGCAGGACCAUGAAAUGUGUGCUGGAAAUAUAGAAGGGGGUUCAGACAGCUGCCAGGGUGACAGUGGAGGUCCCUUGGUCUGCUAUUCGCAGAACACUUUUAUCCUUCAGGGAGUCACAUCUUGGGGACUGGGCUGUGCAAAUGCAAUGAAACCUGGAGUCUAUGUUAGAGUCUCAAAGUUUGUCGACUGGGUUGAGGAACAAAUUGCAAAUAAUCCUUGAUUGUAAAUAGGUUCCUAGAAAAUUCUCAAAAACAACGUAACCUGUAAAUCAGUCAUAUAUGUGGAACCUAAAAGCACAUUUUAAGUAAGUUGACCAGUACUCAUGUAAAUUAGACAAUAAAAAAAAUCAAAUAUUA